AGAACACUCGGGUGGACUAUUAGCUGAUUGUGUGACAUUGUCGUCGAAGCUUUUACCAAGGCAGUGAAUAUCGGGUCUGACUUGGAUAUGCUGGUCCUGUAGCUCGUCCAGCACUUCGCAUCAACAGGGAUAGCACAAUGAGGCCUAUAACUUUCUGCUUACACUCCAUAAACUGACCAAGGUCCGACAUCAUGCCUGCCCAGUAUACAGAGGAAAAGGAGGCAGACUCGGACGUUUUAGAACUGACAGAGGCGGUAACUCCGGAGAUUCUCCCCAAAUGGCGGGUGUUACUGUUGAACCUCUCCUGGUACGGUGUCAGUCUCAUGUUGCUCGUCAUGUCCGUGGAGGUGAUCCCGUCCCAGAUGAGAGUACUGGUUGGAGAGCGCUACAAGGGCCGCUGGCUUGGGGGACUGGUGGCCGCAGGGGCAGUGAUCACAUUUUUCCUGAGCCCUAUCAUCGGGAUGAAGAGUGACCGUCUACAGUCCAGAUAUGGCCGACGCCGGCCCGUUAUGAUCACUGCCACAUUCUUUCUGUGUAUUGGUUUGAUUGGGAUGGCGUUCAGUGCCCCGGAACUGGAAAUACCUUUGGACCCCGAGGUUGUUGAAACGAACAAUAUCACCGGAACAUGCGAGGUUGACCUGGUGCAUGUCCGGUGUUCGGCUUACAAUAACGCUAGUCUACCUCACAUUCUAGAACAGGAGAAUGGGGUGGCCGUUCAGGGCACCAUCAAACUGCCAGAGAAAAAAGUCCAAAAUCCGGAGAUGGACGUCAAUACACCUUCGUCAAAGGGUAGCCUAGGUCUCUACGUUGUUUUUUAUCUGGUUGUGACGUCAGCCUUCGCUUCUGUUACCGUCCCGUAUAACGCUCUGAUAGCUGACAAGUCACACCCGUCUCAGAGAGGGUUCAACUCUGGCGUUAUGGGAGCAAUGAUUUUGCUGGGUAACCUCUCAGGAGCCGGGAUAGGAAUCUGCCUGAUGAAAAUUGGUAUAUUCAGCACAUAUGGUUGUAUGAUCGGGGUCAUACUACUGUGUAUACUCAUAACCUGCCUGACCACCUCAGAGACCCCCGGGAAAAAUCCCGGGGAACCACUGGGAUUCGGUACAAUAUUCUGUGGAUUCUGGCAGCCUUUGACAGAUCAUGACUUCCGGUGGGUGUUUCUGACCCGGUUUCUCAUGCAGCAAGGCGUCUCCACGGUAACGGCAUUUUUGGAAUAUUGGUUGAGUGACAUGGUCAAUUUGCCGAACUGUUGGACACCCCAAACAUCCGUUGGUCUUCUUCUAAUUCCACUGUUGUCAGCUGCCGCCAUUUGCUCAGUCUUGUGUGGCAUCCUGUCGGACAGAUUAGGCCGGCGUAAACCCUUAGUCAUUACCUCAGCGCUGCUCAUGUGUGGGACUUCAUGUGUCCUGGCCUUCAUCCGAGGUUCAUACGCUUAUUACAUUGCUUUCGUCAUGUCAUUCUUCUUCGGGCUGGGAUUUGGUUCAUUUCAGUCAGUGGAUUUCGCCAUUGUAAUGGAUAUUUUACCUGCUGAACGUGACAAGGCAAAGGAUAUUGCGGUCUGGCAUCAGGCACUGGUUCUUCCCCAAGCUCUGGCAACGCCCAUAGGCGGAAUGGUGUUGGAUAUCUUUGAGCACGUAAACUGUGAAAUUGGACUUGGUUACAUUAUUUUGUUUUUGAUGACUUCAUCAUAUUUCUUUCUAAGCGGUGCCUUUGUACUUAAAAUCAGAGGUGUUCGAUAGGCCAUCCCCAGCUAUAUGAUCGAUGCACUUGUUAAUAGUUAACACAGAUUUCAACCUUUCUUUGGCAUCAUCGUAGAAGGGUAAAAUCAAGAAUGAUAACACACAAUGCAGUAUUUAAAAUUUACAUAUGGGUUAGUUAUAAGAGGUGUGUAAUACUUUAUGUAGUUUAGCUAUAUAAUUCUGACUGGAUAAGGACAUCAUUUCAGGUUCUUUACAUGCGAAUCAUCUUAAAACAAAAUUGAUAACAAAAACUGGCUGGAAAUCAAUGUAACAUGCAUACUGAACCCACUUCGGGGAUAUGUUGUGUUUUGUUUGCAUUGAAUGUACUCUCUUAUCUGCAAAGUUACAAGUCUCAACUUAUCCAUUUCAUAUGUUAAAGUCACUUAGUUGGGUCGAGCAGUUGACAUAUGUAUAAGCUAUAUACACUAUUGCGUAACCUGCGGUAUUAAGUGAAGCAAUUGUUGGUGAGUGUUGUACCGAUACUUCUUUCUAGUAUGAACAAGUACAAUCACAAAAUCACCAUGGAGAACAUUGCAUACGUAUCCUAGAGAUAUGCCACGAUGUCACUGAGAUUAGUUUCGUACAACUGAGGUUAAUUAUUUAAUACAACAUUCAGUAUAUAUAGAGCAUCCACCAUCGAUUGAAGAAAGGUGUAGUAUUCAGCUAUGUUAUCUAUAUCGGGUGUUAUGUUAUUGUAGUCUGUUAGAAAGUACAUUGUUAGUCAACUGAAUAUUAAACUUUCACUAUAUUAUCAGUCAGUGUGUGAGAAAGCAGCGUGUACCUUACAUAUUAGCUUUUCAAGAACAAACAUUUUGUAGAACUUAUUGUAUUACCUGUGUAAUUGUGCAUUUUCAGUUGUAUGUACUUUUAUGUUUAUAACGUUAUGUUCCUUGUAGUUCUUUACACUUGAAUAUGUACAUGAAAGGUUACAUACAUAGCUGGAAAGAAAA
This is a messenger RNA of Liolophura sinensis, 2686 nucleotides long. RefSeq lists its product as uncharacterized. NCBI's taxonomy places the organism in Eukaryota, Metazoa, Mollusca, Polyplacophora, Chitonida, Chitonidae. The record is from RefSeq and is a predicted model, not a curated record. Gene Ontology annotation, molecular function: transmembrane transporter activity. Bases 192 to 1736 code for a protein of 514 amino acids. Gene Ontology annotation, biological process: transmembrane transport. The transcript has 18 exons.